Messenger RNA from Orussus abietinus, 1871 nucleotides. It is a transcript of the gene Pmm2, whose product is annotated as phosphomannomutase. Bases 383 to 1171 code for a protein of 262 amino acids. Gene Ontology annotation, molecular function: phosphomannomutase activity. Gene Ontology annotation, cellular component: cytosol. Lineage: Eukaryota; Metazoa; Arthropoda; Insecta; Hymenoptera; Orussidae. Gene Ontology annotation, biological process: GDP-mannose biosynthetic process; mannose metabolic process; protein N-linked glycosylation. The transcript has 6 exons. The record is from RefSeq and is a predicted model, not a curated record.
CGACGGACAUACGCGGGGACACUUUUUUCAAUUUAACGUUGCAUAGCAGUUUUUAAAGAAACAGCUCCAACUCGACUCGCUUUUAAAGCUUGUAAAUGGAUUUUUAGAAAUAUUUUGCAGCUGUUUCUAUGUCUGUGGAGAGUUUAAUUAUUUAAAGAAAUGAACUAUGAGGAGACGAAGUGUCAUCGAGGCCUGGUUAAUUUAUUGAAAGCAGGGUACCAUGGAAGAGUAAUUAAAUCCACUUGCACGUGAUUAAGAAUUCACAAGGCGGUGCUCCGCAGAACUCAAGACUCACUUCGCUUGUUCUUCCGCUGUGUAGGAAGCUUUCCAAAUUAAUUCAUCAAUCAUUUGUUUUUAAAGGCUGUUUCAAAAAACCUUAACGAUGGCAAAACGGAUUAUUUGUUUAUUCGACGUCGAUGGCACGCUCACGGCUCCUCAACAGGUCAUCAAACCAAGCGUAGAGAAAUUCUUAUUCGAGACCGUGAAGAAGGAGUUCGACUUGGCCAUUGUCGGAGGAUCGGACUUGACUAAGAUCCAAAAGCAAUUAGGUGGUGAAAACGUGAUAAACAAGUACAAAUACGUGUUUGCUGAAAAUGGUUUAGUUGCUUUCAAAGAUGGCAAGCGAUUACGUGGCGAGACGAUCCAGAGCAUAAUUGGCGAAGAUGCCCUGCAAGAUUUCAUAAACUUCGUUCUACGAUACAUCUCCGAACUGAAGUUACCAUUUAAACGAGGCACCUUUGUGGAAUUUAGAACUGGAAUCAUAAACAUUUCACCGGUUGGACGAAAUUGUACUCAGGAGGAGCGCAUUCGAUUUUACGAAUACGAUACGGAGCACCUGAUCCGUCAGAAGUUUAUUCAAGCCAUUAAAAAAGAGUUCCCAAAUUUGGCAUUAACGUACAGCAUUGGAGGGCAGAUAUCUUUCGAUGUCUUUCCAAAUGGUUGGGACAAAACUUAUUGCCUGAGACAUAUCCAAGGGUACGAUGAAAUUCACUUCUUCGGUGACAAAGCCCACGAAGGCGGAAACGACUACGAGAUUUAUGAGAGCGACUUGACGGUCGGUCAUCGAGUCGAUGAUCCUGAAGAUACAGUUAAUCAGCUCAAAGUUCUAAUGACAUUAAUUAACGAAACCAAAGCGAAAGAUCAGCUGAACGUACCGAUGCAAUGUGUUUAACUCUAAAUUCCUUCAAUGAAGGCAUUCCACUCGUGUGCAGUUUUAAUCUUCCAUGUGUAUCAAAGUUCGUGAAAAUCAGUGUAAAUAAUAUAGGAAUGUGCAUGCUCCGCAGGCAUCGUUUCGUAGCCUCAAAGUAUUAUGUAAAUUUAGGGCUAGUAUUACAUGUUCAUUUUACGUUUACCAAUGAUUGUUAAACCUUUAUUUAAACAGUCCUAAAUAUUUACGAGAGAUUUGGUCAGUGUUCAAGAACGGGUUAACGUUAACAUAAACAUGUUAAAUAUUCUUGCCAUGUUUAAUCGAGACCAAUUUAUGACAAAUGUAUAUUUUGAUACACCGUUGGUCACUUUAUUCGCCAAGAUUGUUUUAACCCAGUUUAAACUGUUUAAACAAAUUGAACCACGAUCUAUAUCUCGAGUCCAAUUAAAUAACUAGAAGUUGGACCAAUUUCAAAGUGUUAAGACGAUUGAGAGAGCGCACAUACUUGAAGUUGUAUUUUUAAAAGAAUUUAAAGGUAGCCAAUUACCGUAAUAACUCUUCAAAGUGUUUCUCUGUAUAGUAUACCUGAAUCAUGAGUGCAAUAUAAUGGUGUUCACCAUAUAAAUUCUAUAAAUGUUAUCAUAUUAUUAACCGAUCGUAGUAAUAUAACUGUUGUACUCUGUACUGUAAAUGGUUGAGGCGAUAAAAUGCAGAAAUCACUGGA